GUAUCGUUCACAUUUUCCAGUUUAUAAUUCCACAACUACAAUUAUGUCAUUUAUUCACUCAAGAUGGCAUCAAACGGUGAGACGGAAGAGGAAGUUUUCUUCCAAAAAAAGACAAACGCUUUCAAUUCAUUAGUGGAGGAUGAAAACGAUCCUUCCAGUGAAGAAGAGAAUCACGUGAAAACAAACAAUGUUCCAUCUACCCCGAAAACAAAACCGAAUGAGGAUACAUCAACUUCUAAACAAAAGGGAAAGAAAAAGAAGGGGAAGGCCGUGAAGCAGGAAUCUGACGAUGAUGAGUUCGAUAAACUCCUAGCAGAUCUGGGCACAUUAGAUGUAAAGGAUAAUGAGAAAUCUGCUGCCAAGCUUGACGAAUCCUCGAAAGAGCCUUUAGAUACCGAAGAACCUAAAGAAACGCAGGAAAUCACCUCUAAAACUCUAAAGAACAAACUUAAGAAGGAGAAGAAGAAACAGGCUAAAUUACAGAAAAAGGAGUCUCAAGUUGAGGAAGUUGAGGAGAAGCCUGUCGCCGCUCCCAAGAAGCCGCUCUCCCAGGCUGCAAGGAUGGCGGCUGAAGUCCAGCGUAAGCUCCGAGAAUUAGAAGAACAAGCUAAAAGAGAGGAGGAGGAAAGGCUGAGGAUCGAGGAGGAGCAAAGGAGAAAAGAGGAGGAGGAAGAGAGGGAACGCCUUGCAAUUUUGGAGAAGAAAAGACAGCAGAGGAAGGAGAAGAGGGAGCGUAAAAAGAAGGAGGGCAAACCAACUUCUGCGAAGGAAAAAGCUGCCGCUGAAAUGAGUAAGAGGUUCCUGGAACAGUUUGGAAAAGCCAUUCUAGAGGAAAAUCAAAACGAACAGCCUAGAAAAACUUUAGCUCAAAAAAAGCCUAAACGAGUGAAAUCCGUUCAAUUUGAAGAAUCUGAACCUACCUCAAACCAACAGCAAGAACCAACUUCCGAUGAUCUAAAUGAAGAGGAUACAGUCAGUGAAAGUGAUAUUGAUAAUUGGGAGGACCUCGAAGAUGAGAAGGAAACUAACCAAAUUAUUACUCCAAAACCCGUUAAAACUGUAAAAUAUGUUGUGAAUGAAGUGGAUGAUGACGUUUAUGAUUUCAGAUCACCGAUUUGCUGUGUUUUGGGACACGUUGACACAGGGAAAACUAAGUUACUUGACAAGAUAAGACAUAGUAACGUCCAAAACGCAGAAGCCGGUGGUAUAACUCAGCAAAUCGGAGCCACUUUCUUCCCCAAAGAUUUACUUGACACACACUGCCACAAGAUUGAUGAGGAAAUGUGUGUAAAAUCUCCUGGACUUCUUAUAAUUGACACUCCUGGGCACGAGUCGUUCAAUAACUUGAGAGCUAGAGGCUCUUCUUUGUGUGAUAUCGCGAUUUUAGUGGUUGACAUUAUGCAUGGACUUGAGCCCCAGACCAUUGAGAGCAUUAACCUUCUAAAGGCCAGAAAGUGUUACUUUAUAAUUGCUCUCAAUAAAAUCGACCGUAUUUACAACUGGAGUUCCACGCCCUGGCAGACGUUCAGGGAGUCGUUUGCAAAACAACCGAAGGAGUCGCAAAACGAGUUCAGUGACAGGACUAAACAAAUCAUGCUCGAGUUGAGUGAAAACGGACUCAACUCUUCCCUUUAUUGGGAAAACGAUAACAUUAAGAAGAACGUUUCCAUUUGUCCGACCUCCGCCAUUACUGGUGAGGGCAUUUCUGACCUUCUAUAUCUCCUCGUUCAACUCACGCAACUCUUAAUGGCCAAACGACUUACAUUUUCUCAAAAACUCAAGUGCACUGUUCUCGAAGUUAAAACCGUCGAGGGACUUGGAGUUACUGUGGAUGUAAUAUUAUUGGAUGGAAUUCUGAGAGAAGGUGAUAGGAUAGUGUUGUGUGGUUUAUCAGGUCCAAUUGUGACUACAAUCAGGACCCUGCUGACGCCACAGCCGUUAUCUGAACUCAGAGUCAAGGGCGAAUACGUAAAACACUCACACAUCAAAGCUGCCAUGAGUGUUAAAAUCGUUGCCAACGGGCUGGAUGACACGGUUGCGGGAACGGAACUGUUUGUGGUUGGCGAGGGUGAUGAUGUUGACGAGUUGUGCACUGAAGUCAUGAGUGAUAUUUCAUCGAUUUUCGACUGCAUUGACAGGACAGGAAUUGGAGUGUACGUGAUGGCUUCGACUUUGGGUUCCUUGGAGGCUCUUUUGCACUUUCUAAACGAUAAGAAAAUCAAGAUUUACUCUGUGAAUAUUGGGCCAGUACAGAAGAAAGAUGUUAAAAAGGCCUCAAUUAUGAGAGAAAAAGGCCAUCCAGAAUACUCUACAAUUCUCGCGUUCGAUAUUAAAGUGACGCAGGACGCUGAAAAAGAGGCUGAGGUUCUGGGUGUUAAGUUACUUUCAGCUGAUAUAAUUUAUCACCUUUUGGACUCUUUUCUUGCCUACAUGGAACAAGUACAGGAGGAGAGAAAACAGCAACAAAUCCAAAAUGUAGUCUUCCCCUGUGAACUGACUAUUCUUCCCCACUGUGUUUUCAAUAAAAAGGACCCAUUUGUGUUUGGAGUCCACGUUGAUGCUGGUGUUCUCAAGUCCAACACACCCCUUGUCGCCAUUACCAAAACUUCACAAUUAUUUUUGGGUCGAGUUGCAAGUUUAGAACAUAAUAAGAAACCAGUUGAACAAGCUUUGAAAGGACAAGAAGUCUGUAUUAAGGUUGUUGGUGAACCGAAUGUCGCUUACGGACGUCAUUUUGACCACACUAACAAGGUCUACUCUAAGAUUACCAGAGAGUCAAUUGAUAUUCUGAAGGAGUACUUUCGGGAAGAAGUCUCAAUGGACGGAUGGAAGUUGGUGGCUCAGUUGAAGAAGGUUUUCAAUAUUUUCUAACAAGUAUAAAACUAUUAAAUUAACUUGUAAAUUAUAUAUUUCAUGACUGCAGUA
Molecule: messenger RNA, 2925 nt
Organism: Theileria parva strain Muguga
Lineage: Eukaryota; Apicomplexa; Aconoidasida; Piroplasmida; Theileriidae
Product: Elongation factor Tu GTP binding domain protein
Exons: 14
Coding region: 64-2871 (935 amino acids)
Molecular function (GO): GTPase activity; translation initiation factor activity; GTP binding
Source: RefSeq, a predicted model, not a curated record